AUGAAAAUUUCCCAUGAAUUUAUACAUCUUCGGGGCAUUAUGGAAUCAGUGGAUCAAGUGGAGACCAUCAGCGUCCCAAGACGUGUUGUAAAGAGCAGAAAAUCGUGGGCAGAUAUCUUGGCCGUUUCACUAAAUGUCUGCAUUAUCCUGUUCUUCUACUUCUUCGAAACUUUUUACGUAAUGCCACAGUUUUUGGGAUGGUUUGGACAGGCGGUUCAUUUUUUGCUGACCACUUGGAUUGCCUACAAUAUUCUGGGAAACUUAUGGCUGUGCACCAAGACAUUGAGCACCGUGGGCUCUCUGCCGCCGGAAAUGCAGCAGCCGAUGGAAGGUGAGGAGCAUCUGUGGCACUUUUGCAACACAUGUCAAAGGACAGUGCCGCCAAGGUCCUGGCACUGCAACACUUGCAAUGCGUGCAUUCUGAAACGCGAUCAUCACUGCAAUUUUGUGGGCAACUGCGUGGGGCACAAUAAUCAGCGAUACUUCAUAUGGUUCUCAUUUCACGCGGCCAUCGGUAGCGGAGUGGCCUUGUUUGAUAACUUCUUGUUGGCCGAUAAGCAUGGUAUUGGAUUUUUCGAUUUAAUCACCGCCAAUUUGAUUAUUUAUAAUGCGUUUAUGAAUCCUGGUACUCAGGACUUUGUGAUUUUCUAUCGAAUAAUCAGUGUCUUAGGUGUCAACAUAUUCGCCGUUCUGUUUCCAGCAGCUCUGUUCUGCUCUCAAGUGGUGACUGUUCGCAAUAACUCGGUAAUGAACAAUUAUUGUGAUCGCACUUAUGAUCUUGGAAUCAAGAAUAACUUGACUCUGAUCCUUGGAAGUCGUCGACUGUGGACUUUCCUAUCGCCAAAUAUCAAAAGUCCACUGCCCCACAAUGGCACCCAAUGGAAAUCGAAACGUGCCGUCUAGUCCAAAGUUUGAUAUCAUCUAUCCAUUCUUGUCCACUGAGAUUAUAUUGUAUUAUACCAUGCCACGCAAUCGUGUCUUUCACUUCA
Molecule: messenger RNA, 989 nt
Organism: Drosophila santomea
Lineage: Eukaryota; Metazoa; Arthropoda; Insecta; Diptera; Drosophilidae
Product: probable palmitoyltransferase ZDHHC24
Exons: 1
Coding region: 1-903 (300 amino acids)
Biological process (GO): protein targeting to membrane; peptidyl-L-cysteine S-palmitoylation
Cellular component (GO): endoplasmic reticulum; Golgi apparatus
Molecular function (GO): protein-cysteine S-palmitoyltransferase activity
Source: RefSeq, a predicted model, not a curated record